AUGUCGAACACAAAGACUCCCCAUGACCUGAAUUGCCUCACAAUCGGCGAACUUGAAAAGCUAGCCGCAGAGCGUAUGGACAAACAAACCCGCGACUACUACAAUGAAGGCGCAGACUCAGGCUCAACCCUCCUUGAAAACAUCACCGCAUACCAAAAAUACCGCAUCCGACCACGCGUGCUCCGCGACAUAUCCUCCAUCGACACGACCGUAAAUGUCUUUGGACACAAGAACAGCAUACCCCUCGGUGUCGCACCAACCGCAAUGCAAUGUCUCGCCCACGGCGACGGCGAACUCGCAACCGCACGCGCAUGCGCGAACAUGGAUAUAGUGAUGGGAUUGAGCAGCUUCAGCACGACAAGUCUUGAAGAUGUGAAGGGUGCGUUGGGCGAUCAUCCUGGAGCCCUGCAACUCUACCUCUUCGAAGACCGUGCGAAAAGCCAGAAGCUCAUUCAACGCGCUAAGAAAGCUGGGUAUAAAGCCGUCAUGCUCACAGUCGAUACCCCCGUUCUCGGUCGCAGGAACUUGGAGAUAAGAAACCAGUUCAAACUGCCCAAACACCUCAAAGUAGCAAACUUCAACCAAGACGAAGACGACGGCGUGACGGUAGACGACAAGUCCGCCUCACCCUCCACUACAACAGAAGCAAACGAAUCCCGAAAAAGAAGCGAGAGACAACCACCCAGCGGCCCGAUUACCUUCCACACCCACGCGCCCAACCCAACCCUCUGCUGGGAACGCGACAUAGUCUGGUUGAAAGAGCAGUGUGGACCAGAAAUGGAAGUCUGGGUCAAAGGCAUCGCAACAGCCGAAGACGCCCUCCUAGCGUGCCACCACGCCGUCGACGGAAUCAUCGUCUCGAACCACGGCGGCCGCCAACUGAACGGCGCACUUGCCACCAUCGACGCUUUACCUGAAGUCGUCGCCGCCGUACACUCUCAAACCGGAACCAGCGGGAAGAAGAUCCCCGUCCAUGUUGAUGGCGGGAUAAGGCAUGGGACGGACGUUUUUAAAGCGUUGGCGCUAGGAGCGGAUUUCGUGUGGGUGGGACGUCCGGUGCUUUGGGGAUUGGCGUAUAAAGGGCAAGACGGUGUGGAAUUGGCGUUGAGGUUGUUGGCUGAUGAAUUUAGGUUGUGCAUGGGGCUUGCGGGGGUGACGAGCGUGAAGGAUAUUGGGAGGGAGUACUUGGUUAAGAUGGAUCGGAGUGGGUUUGUUAGUCGGCUUUGA
This is a messenger RNA of Alternaria atra, 1227 nucleotides long. RefSeq lists its product as uncharacterized. The coding region runs from base 1 to 1227 and encodes 408 amino acids. The transcript has a single exon. Lineage: Eukaryota; Fungi; Ascomycota; Dothideomycetes; Pleosporales; Pleosporaceae. The record is from RefSeq and is a predicted model, not a curated record. Gene Ontology annotation, molecular function: oxidoreductase activity; FMN binding.